Messenger RNA from Ochotona curzoniae (black-lipped pika), 5746 nucleotides. RefSeq names its product nuclear receptor subfamily 3 group C member 2 (gene NR3C2). The record is from RefSeq and is a predicted model, not a curated record. Bases 259 to 3207 code for a protein of 982 amino acids. Gene Ontology annotation, biological process: regulation of DNA-templated transcription. Lineage: Eukaryota; Metazoa; Chordata; Mammalia; Lagomorpha; Ochotonidae. Gene Ontology annotation, molecular function: zinc ion binding; DNA-binding transcription factor activity; sequence-specific DNA binding. The transcript has 9 exons.
CUCUCAGCCCCCUGCGCGCCCGGGGUGUCAUUGGGCCCGGGAGACAGGGAGCCAACUUCAGGGCUGCUCCGAGGAAGCCGGUGCAGUCACCUGGGUGCCGGAGCGCUGCCGCCUCGGGCUCUCCCGCUGCAAGGGAGAGCGGCGCCCGCCGGCCUGGAUGUGGUUGGAUUUUAGGGGGGCUCCGCAGCAGGGGUGUCGUGGCGGUGGCAGGCGCUGCAACAGGUAGACGGUGAGAGACGGACCCCGGCCGAGGCAGCUAUGGAGACCAAAGGCUGCCACAGUCUCCCUGAAGGUCUCGAUAUGGACAAACGGUGGAGUCAGGUGUCUCAGACUGCGCAGCGACCUACCCUGGUGUCUGCAGAGAGAAGCGAUGAGAAUAACUGCAUGGAGGUGGUCAACGUGAGCUGUGUUCCCGGUGCUAUUCCAAACAACAGUACUCAAGGAAGCAACAAAGAAAAACACGAACUGCUCCCCUGUCUUCAGCAAGACAGCAGUCGGGCCGGGAUCUUAACGUCUGACAUUAAAACCGAACUGGAGUCUAAGGAACUGUCAGCAACCGUAGCUGAGUCCAUGGGUUUGUACAUGGAUUCCGUAAGGGAUGCUGACUACAGCUACGACCCACAGAACCCACAAGGAAACGCGAGUCCAGCCAAGAUGUAUCAAAAUGUGGAACAGCUGGUGAAAUUUUACAAGGAAAAUGGCCAUCGUCCUUCCACUCUGAGUAGCUUGGGCAGACCCUUGAGGUCCUUUAUGUCUGACUGUGGGAGCUCCGUGAAUGGUGGGGUCAUGCGUGCCCUGGUCAAAAGCCCCAGCCUGUGUCACGAGAAGAGCCCCUCUGUUUGCAGUCCUCUGAACAUGACAACUUCAGUCUGCAGCCCUGCUGGCAUCAACUCUGUGUCCACCACCACUGCCAGCUUCGGCAGCUUCCCAGUGCACAGCCCUAUCACCCAGGGAACUCCUCUGACGUGCUCCCCUAACGUGGAGAGCCGAUGUUCCAGGUCGCACAGCCCCGCACAUGCUAGCAAUGUGGGCUCUCCUCUCUCAAGUCCAUUAAGUAGCAUGAAAUCCCCGAUUUCCAGCCCACCAAGCCAUUGCAGUGUAAAAUCUCCGGUCUCCAGCCCUAACAACAUCACUCUGCGAUCCUCUGUGUCUAGCCCUGCAAACAUCAACAACUCAAGGUGCUCUGUUUCCAGCCCUUCCAACACAAAUAACAGAUCCACGCUUUCCAGCCCAGCAGCCAGCACUGUGGGAUCUAUCUGUAGCCCAGUAAGCAAUGCCUUCAGCUACACUGCUCCUGGCUCCUCUGCUGGCUCCAGUGCAAGCCGGGACAUGAUUCCUAGUCCGGACACACACGAGAAAGGUGCUCAAGAGGUCGCUUUUCCCAAGACUGAGGAAGUUGACAGUGCCAUCUCUAACGGUGUGACCGGCCAGCUUAACCUUGUCCAGUACAUAAAACCAGAACCAGAUGGAGCCUUCGGCAGCUCGUGUCUAGCAGGAAAUGGCAAAAUCAAUUCAGAUCCUCCAUUCUCAGUACCAAUCAAGCAGGAAUCCACCAAACAUUCAUGUUCUGGCACUUCUUUUAAAGGCAGUCCGACGGUAAACCCAUUUCCGUUUAUGGAUGGCUCCUAUUUUUCUUUUAUGGAUGACAAAGACUAUUAUUCUCUAUCAGGAAUUUUAGGACCACCUGUGCCCGGUUUUGAUGGUUCCUGUGAAGGGAGCGGAUUCCCCAUGGGGAUUAAGCAAGAGCCAGAUGAUGGGAGCUACUACCCUGAGGCCAGCAUCCCUCCAUCAGCCAUCGUUGGCGUGAAUUCAGGUGGACAGUCCUUUCACUACAGGAUUGGUGCUCAAGGUACAAUAUCUUUAUCACGGUCAGCUAGAGACCAAUCUUUCCAGCACCUGAGUUCCUUUCCUCCUGUCAAUACGUUAGUGGAGCCAUGGAAAUCGCAUGGCGACCUGCCAUCGAGGAGAAGUGAUGCAUAUCCAGUCCUAGAAUACAUUCCAGAAAACGUCUCAAGCUCUACUUUACGAAGCGUUUCUACUGGAUCCUCGAGACCUUCCAAAAUCUGUUUGGUGUGUGGGGAUGAGGCGUCAGGAUGUCACUAUGGGGUGGUCACCUGUGGCAGCUGCAAAGUUUUCUUCAAAAGAGCAGUGGAAGGGCAGCACAACUAUUUAUGUGCUGGAAGAAAUGAUUGCAUCAUCGAUAAGAUUCGACGAAAGAAUUGUCCUGCCUGCCGACUUCAGAAAUGUCUCCAAGCAGGAAUGAACUUAGGAGCACGAAAGUCCAAGAAGCUGGGCAAGUUAAAAGGCCUGCACGAGGAGCAGCCGCAGCAGCCGCCUCCACCGCCGCCUCCUCCGCAGAGCCCCGAGGAAGGGACCACAUACAUCGCCCCUGCCAAGGAGCCCUCGGUCAACACUGCGCUUGUUCCUCAGCUCUCCACCAUCACUCGAGCUCUCACACCUUCCCCCGUCACGAUCCUUGAAAACAUUGAACCUGAAAUUGUGUAUGCCGGCUACGACAGCUCCAAACCAGACACUGCUGAAAAUCUGCUCUCCACGCUAAACCGCUUGGCUGGCAAACAGAUGAUUCAGGUGGUGAAGUGGGCGAAGGUACUUCCAGGAUUUAAAAACUUGCCUCUUGAGGACCAAAUUACCCUAAUCCAGUAUUCUUGGAUGUGUCUAUCAUCAUUUGCCUUGAGCUGGAGAUCGUACAAACAUACAAACAGCCAAUUUCUCUAUUUUGCGCCAGACCUCGUCUUUAAUGAAGAGAAGAUGCAUCAGUCAGCCAUGUAUGAGCUGUGCCAGGGCAUGCACCAGAUCAGCCUUCAGUUUGUUCGACUGCAACUUACCUUUGAAGAGUACACCAUAAUGAAAGUCUUGCUGCUACUAAGCACAGUUCCAAAGGAUGGCCUCAAAUGCCAGUCUGCAUUUGAAGAAAUGAGGGCAAACUACAUCAAGGAGCUGAGGAAGAUGGUAACUAAAUGCCCCAACAACUCUGGGCAGAGCUGGCAGAGGUUCUACCAACUCACCAAGCUGCUGGACUCCAUGCAUGAUCUGGUGAGCGACUUGCUGGAGUUUUGUUUCUACACCUUCCGAGAGUCCCAGGCCCUGAAGGUGGAGUUCCCUGCCAUGCUGGUGGAGAUCAUCAGCGACCAGCUGCCAAAGGUGGAGUCGGGCAACGCCAAGCCCCUGUACUUUCACAGGAAGUGACGGGGCAUCUUAUGAGAAGAACUUUGCCUUAAGUUUCUCCGCGUGAUUCCUCACCUGUGAAGGACCCAUGGAAUCAUCUUUUUCAGCGUGUGACGGUUGAUUCACACCGUUCAGCAGUUUCUCAAGUUUAAAGUUGUGUCAAGGGUUUGGAGCGAGGAAAGCCAUUUGAUGUGGAGUUGGCACGUUCUGAGCAGCCUAAAGGAUUCGCCCCCUCUCCAAUCCCCAGUGCUUGGAAACCAGUUCCUGUUCCUCUGGAUGAAAAGCCAUAUCUAGUCAAUAACUCUGAUUUUGAUAUUUUAACAGAUGGGAGUUUUAACUAUGCCAUGUAGUUCCUGGUAUCAUUUGCUUGUUUUAAAAGGGUUUAAGGACUAACAGACUUUUUGAAGCUCACCCUUGGUUUGCACAGAAACGUAGAGUCAAUAUGGGGCAUUAAUAUUCUUUUGUUAUUAAAAAUACACACAAAAAAGUAUAUACAGAUUCCUGUUUGUGUGAUAACAAAAUGCGUGGCCUGGACUGGCGCCCCCUCCCACCCUGGGCCCAGUCUACUGUACCACCAACAUACACUUGUUAGCGUCUGUUUAUUAUUUAAUUAGUAUGGAUAAGAUGUUAAAGCAAAUGCCUUGGUUUCCAUUUCUAGUAUCUACUGUGUUGGCUUUACAAAUAAUUUUUGCAGUCUUUUGCUGUGCUGUACAUUACUGUAUGUAUAAAUUGUGAAGGACCUGAAAUAAGGUAUGAGGAACUUUUGUAAAUGAGACACAUACAAAAAAAGAAAAAAAAAACUUUAAUGGUUAAUAGGAUGAAUGGGAAAGUAUUUUUGAAAGAAUUCUAUUUUGCUGGAGACUAUUUAAGUACUAUCUUUGUCUAAAAACAAGGUAAAAAAAUUUUUUUGUAAAGUGAAAUGUUCUGCAUGCCUAAUGAACCGUUUACAGUGUAUUUAAGAAAGGGAAAGCUGUGCCUUUUUUAGCUUCAUAUCUAAUUUACCAUUUUACAGUCUCUGUUGUAAAUAACCACACUGAAACCUCCUCGGUUUGUCUUGAAGCCUUUCUACCUUUUUCUGUACUUUCUGUUGGUUCUUGGUCUCCUGCUGGGGUGUCCCUGGGACUCUAGCUUGUCUUUCUGGCUUCUGCUUCAUUCUACCAUUGAUCCAUCCGGGAACAGCACUGCAGCGCCCCGCCCACAGCAGCUGGCAGGUGUCACCAGAUGGCGCCCAUGGGAGAGCAGCAGCUGCAGGAGAGUGAGGUGCCUCCGGGGGGCCAGCUGCCCAUGGCCCCCAGAAGCAGUCAGCUCCGGGAGAGCGAGGCUAGGAACUCAGCUCAAAGAGAAACAUUUCCUCCCAUUUUACAAACUCUAAUUUUCCCCUCUUGGGGAGGAAAAAUUCCAGGCACUCCCUGUCUAAGCUCAGAUCCUCACUUCUGACUUUCUGCGUUCCCAGACUCGGUCAUGGGAACACAUCUAUAUCUAUAGAUAACCCCAGGACACACUGGAUGACCCACCGGGGCAAGGUGCAGUCAGAAUGGCAUGGAGACCAGAAGAUAAUGGGUUUUUAGAUUUUUAAAAGGUAGGUUUUAAAAAAUAAAUUUUAUACAUUAAAAACAAUUUUGGAAAAAAAAUUACAGAUCAUGUAAGCAAGACAGUGGCACUAAAAUUUUGUAAUUCAUUAAUCUGUUCGGCACUGAUGCAAUGUAUGGCUUUUCUCUUGCACCAAAUCACAAACAUGUAUCUUUGGGGAAACUAACAAUAUGCACUAAAGAAACUACUUGGAGUAGAGGCCAAAUUAAUCUCUGAACUGUGAUGGUAAUCAUGAGGUUCUAAAAUGAUACUCAUGUUGUUUUCCAAAAUCUAAAACCUGGAGAAGGCUGAGGCCAGGAGAAGCAGCGACAGAGCCUUACUUUUGCCAGGGUUCACCAUGCAGGCAACAUUACCUUGUCUUUCAAAAGAUACCUGCCUUCCGCAAGGGGAAACCUGUGAAAGCUGCCCUGGGAGGGAGAGGGAUUUUCUUACAUCAUUUGCAACUUCAGGAAUUUAAUUUCUAGGCAGAUCUUCAGAGUCCACUGAACACGCACAGCAACAGGACAGCCUCACUCCGAAGGCAUUAUCUACAUCGCAUGCAGAUGGGGAUGCUCCUGGAAGAGAAAUGGCUCAGGAGAGCAGCUUUCAGUUCAGACUUACUUUCUUUAGGCCAUUGGGAUCUGAGUGUAAGCAGGUGUGGGAGGGAGACGGUCUGCAUCAACUUUCUAUAUUAACAAAGUUACUGGCUCUUUGUGUGUCUCCGGGUAACUCUGCUUGAUGAAACAGCAAAGCCAUAUUCUAAAUUCACUGUUGAAUGCCUGUCCCAAGUCCAAACUGUCUGUCUGCUCUUAUUUUUGUACCAUAUUGCUCUUACAGAAUCUUGGUUUGGUACAAUUCAUAAUUCACCAAAACUUCUUCAUAUAAUUAAAAAAAGACACUAAAGUUAGUUUAAAUGAAGUAAUUUAUAUCUUUAUGCAAAAACAUGUCUGUCUUUGCAAAGGACUGUAAGCAGAUUACAAUAAAUCCUUUA